AUGUCCAACCUCCAAUACAGCAGAGCCAAGUUCACAACCGACGUCCUCACCACACUUCGCGCCCACCAGAUCAUGCUCACAAACCUCUACGUCGCCCAAAACAACGCUUACACCUCUGCCUAUACCGCUUUCGCAACUCAGUGCAUAGUCGGAGAUAUGGUACACACGAAAAUCAAGGAUGUCGUGACGAAGCUACUGGGACAGCAGAAAGAUAUCAUGCUGUUUCAGACUUUCCUGAAGAGUUUCCAAGAUUUUGUUGUUGGGCUAGAGGGCAACGUGAGCCAUGAGAUCGACGAGGAUUGA
Messenger RNA from Alternaria postmessia, 303 nucleotides. RefSeq lists its product as uncharacterized. The transcript is spliced from 2 exons. NCBI's taxonomy places the organism in Eukaryota, Fungi, Ascomycota, Dothideomycetes, Pleosporales, Pleosporaceae. The coding region runs from base 1 to 303 and encodes 100 amino acids. The record is from RefSeq and is a predicted model, not a curated record.